GGGGUGCGCGAGUCCGCGCCGUGUCUGUGCGCGCCCGCUCCGCUCCGUGUGGACACCGGACCGCUCGGUAAAGAGAGAAAUCCGCAACAAGAGACUUUUCGGAACCGAGGCGCAGAGACGCGGCCGCCCGGCGCUCCCACAGAAUGUGACGCAGUUGGAGGCUUUGCCACCCCCCAUGCCCCUCCACGCUUUCUAGCCUGGUGUUCUAGAAUGUUCCUGAAGACGGUUCCUCCGGUGGUGGCAGUUCACUCAGAAUGGAGGUCCGGUAAGAGCUUCAGCCUGCCGCUCUGCUUCAAUGACAGUGCUUCAGACAGCGACUUCACGUCCGCCAGCGGAACCCCGAUCACCCACAAAGUCCAGAUGAUCAUCGACAGCCUCUGCAGCACGCAGUCCUCCGAAAUGAGCGACAGCGUGCAGGCCAACGCCGGCGCCCAGUCCGCCCUUGACCUGGCCAGGCACACUGGCCACAAGGCUAAGCCUCGCCACGUGGAGGCGCUUUCAAGAUCCAGAUGGGCUGCUUCAGACUGCAGCAAGCUCCAGGCAGCUGGCUUGGUUGCGAGCGAAGGUUCUGACAGCGACGAUUCUGUGGACCGAGGGAUCGAGGAGGCCAUCCAGGAGUACCUGAAGGAGAAAGUGGACCACCAGCGUAAAGGGGAGCCAGCCAUGAGUCCACUGCCAACUCCCAAAGUCACCCAAAGAAGAGAGCCCGAAACUCCUAAACAGCUCUCACAUUCCAACAGCAAUAAGGUGCUAACCGCAAGUAACCAUGACCAGAAAUGUUCAAAAGGGAUCCAACCCUUGGUGACCUUGAAGAAGGCGAAAAAGAAGCCGAGCAAAGAAAACCCCUUCAGAAAAAUGGACGCAGCUAAAACUUCGCCUGCAAAAGCUCCACCGUCCUCUGGAGCACGGAAGGCCUCGUCUUCUUCGCUUGGGGCGGACAGAACGCCUCCUCCCCUCCACAUAAAAGAGGAAGAGGAGUCAUCGCAGGACUCCAGUAGUGAUGACGGCAUUGAGGAGGAAAUCCAGAGGUUUCAGCAAGAGCAGAAAGAACGUCACGAGAAAUCUUUGCACGUGAAGGAGGAGCUGGAAUCCAGCAGCGAUGAUGGCAUUGAGGAGGCCAUCCGGCAUUACCAGCAGGAAAAGGAGAAGCAGGAGAAACAUAAACUUCACCCAAAGCAGAGUCCUUUGGUGGCUACGCAGAACAGCAAAGUGCCCAUCCUUCCACCUGCAGAUCACGUUAGUGUUCAGCCGCUUAAAAACCUGACCAAGAAGAAGACCAAGAAGAAAAGUGCAGCCCCUGAGAGGGAGGUAAAGUGUGCUUCGCCUAAGCCUCUAGCUGUGAGCCAUUCUCUUAACUUGUCUCCGGCACCCAGCCUGAAGGCAAGAGGAGAUGCCGUUUGCACGGUCAGAGCUGAAGAGCCAGUGGUCGAGCAUCAGAUCCACUCCACCCUAACGGUGAACACCACAGCUGAGCUGAUGUGUGCUGAGGCCAUUUUGGACAUCUCCAAGACAGUCAUGCCUGCAGCAUUCGAACCCAGCCUAAGUCUGGCAAAGAGUACGGUGGUAGAGGCCCCACUUCUCUUUCCCUCUGGUCUUCCCUUGCAGCCGGAUGAGAAGAGUGACGAGAGCUCUGUGGACAGCGAGGACGGGAUUGAACAAGAGAUCCGCAAGUUUCUGGAACUCAAGGCGAAGAUGCACGAAGAGCCACCAGCACCGUCGCCUGUCACUUGCCCCGGAGGUCCCGUAGCUCCUAAAGUGUUCCAGAAGAAGAACGCCGACAGUGACCAGAGCAAAGCAGAAAGACUGUCACUCACACGCAAAAGGAAACACAAGGAGGAGGAAGACAAGAAAAGGCAAAUUGUCGAUAAAUGCUGUAAGGAGGAGUCUCAGCCCAGGCCAGUUACCCAGAUCAACACUUCUCCUGCCAUGGCAUCACAUACCUGUAGCCCGAUCGCAGCAAGACACUCGAAGCCAAGACAGAACUCUCCCUUUCAUGGACACCCAGAAGGAUCUGUAAGCAAGGAAAAAGUUUCCAGCAGCCCCUCAAGGGCUCCAAGGCCUCUGGUUUGUCCAGAGAGAAAUUACAGCAGUGAUAAGAGCAGUUCACUGGAUAGUGAUGAAGAUCUCGAUGCGGCAAUAAAAGACCUUCUUAAGACAAAGAAAAGAGUGAAAAAGAAAGUGAGAGACAUGAAACUCAAGGCACAAAAGAGACUGAAGCUCACAGAAGCUCCUGACACCUUCAGAAAACACAAACCUGUCACGGAGCAGAAGAUCUUUCUCGCUGCGAAACCGGCCAAGAGCAGCAAGGAGCUGCAUGGAGGUUCUAAGCACAGGGGUCUGAAGCCACAUCAGAGCAGCAAGAAGCCUGCAGAAGCAGAGCAGGAGAAAGGUGCCGGAGUAAGGACAGCAGCGGACCCUCAACCCUGUGUGCAUGUGGAUGAAGACAGCAGCUCAGUGGACAGUGAUGACAGCAUCGAGCAGGAGAUCCGCAGGUUCCUUGCUGAGAAAGCAAAAGUGACGACGGUGGUAGCGCCUUCAGUGAAGCGAGAGGACUCUGGGGAAGUCGCCUCCACAGCCACUAGGCUCAUAGAGCGGGACAUUAAAGUAGAGGAGCCAAAGACAAAAGAAUCUGCUCCUGCUGGGGCUUCGCCAAGUCUUCAGAGGACAGAUCAACAGCUGGACCACGAGCGACCACAGGAGAUGUCUGUGACACCUGUGAUUAUGCCGAGACUUGCCGACACCGCUGCAGCGUCCGGUGAGCCUCCGAUGGUCACGCAAGGCGGUAGGACAGAAGCAGUGUUGGCAAGGACCUCAGAUGAGUGGAGGAACGGAAGCUUGGAUGCAGGAAAGAAUCAGGUGUCCUUCAGGGAAGGAACCAGCUCUGACCCGUUUGUGGUGGGUUUGACAGGCACCUGGGAAGCCCAGUGCCAAGUCCAGCACCAGAACCUUUUCUUGAUGAAGCCAGAGAACUGCAGCAUGACCGAUGUUAGGGAAGCCACCAUGGUGGACUUCAGAGACUUGUCGAGUGGCCUUCAGAACAGGAAUAGAAUCCCUUUAAAGGAGGUUAUUAGCAUUGUGUGUCCCUCCCCUGUAAAACCCCCCCUCAGCACCCCCCCGGAGAUGCCCAAGGGAGAUCGGUUGCACUCGGUAACCCCCGACAGCAGGACAGAUACGUUCUACCUGCACAGUCGGAUAAAGAGGCCACAUUGGGACCAACCACCUUUCCUUUCCCCCAGUACCCCUUACCCUCACCCCACUAACCUGAACCCUAACACCAGACACCUGUCCUCAAACCCUCCGCACCUGUCCCCUAACCCUCCGCACCUGUCCCCUCACCUGCCCACUAACCCAUCCCACCUGUCCUGCGCACCCCUGCCUCCUGCCCUGUCCCAGCCGCGCAUCACCGCCAGUGUGGUGCGCCUGCGGAGGGACCAGGCGGCGGUCAUUCCGCUCUCCCCACACAAGACCAACCACCUGCAGCUCAGAAACAGGCAGGAAGAGAGGGAGAAAGAGAGGGAAAGAACAAGUGAUGGAAGACAGGAUGAGGAUGAGAGGUGCAAAGAUGAGACAGAUGUAGAGUUAGGUGAGGAGAGGAGAGCAGAGCAGCAGAGGCUAGAUAAGAGACUCCAGCGUUCCACUCAGUGAGUAUAGACAUACACGC
Molecule: messenger RNA, 3661 nt
Organism: Pygocentrus nattereri (red-bellied piranha)
Lineage: Eukaryota; Metazoa; Chordata; Actinopteri; Characiformes; Serrasalmidae
Gene: ppp1r26
Product: protein phosphatase 1, regulatory subunit 26
Exons: 2
Coding region: 211-3645 (1144 amino acids)
Biological process (GO): negative regulation of phosphatase activity
Molecular function (GO): protein phosphatase inhibitor activity
Source: RefSeq, a predicted model, not a curated record